AGGCCUAAGGUAGGUAGACUGGAGAGCAGGGAAAAUAAGUAUGCCAGGCAAAUGUGAUUAGGGAGGUAAGCUGGCGUCAGGUAGGCCGCCGGUUGUUUAUUAUGUGGCAGUCUAGAGAUAGGGUUAUGCACGCUAGUGCACGGCAACCCUGCGAUCCGGGAACGCACCAACGCGAAACCGAAGCUCCGCUCGUACCAUCUCUAGCCUCUAAUUGGUUCCGCCCCCCUCAGCCCACAGACGGCCGGCCGCGCCUCUCGCAACACGUCCCGAUUUGGUCUUUUUCACGAGACCCACUAGGCUCCAGCGACAGCUUCGCUUGCUUCCUGAUGAGUCUUGCGAUUAGUGUUGGGCCAACGAGCUGACGUGUAUCUUAGGGGCUGUGUGUGUCUGUGCCGUGUAGAUAAUCGUGUAGGUAAUAACAAGGUUAAUGCAAUGGAAGGAAGAGGUCACCGCUGGUCGGUGUCGGCGUCGUCGCCGUGGUGGCCGUCUCUUUUUUG
Aplosporella prunicola CBS 121167 is the source of this 497-nucleotide messenger RNA. RefSeq lists its product as uncharacterized. The transcript has a single exon. Lineage: Eukaryota; Fungi; Ascomycota; Dothideomycetes; Botryosphaeriales; Aplosporellaceae. The record is from RefSeq and is a predicted model, not a curated record. Bases 102 to 362 code for a protein of 86 amino acids.